Alternaria rosae is the source of this 726-nucleotide messenger RNA. RefSeq lists its product as uncharacterized. The record is from RefSeq and is a predicted model, not a curated record. The transcript has 4 exons. Lineage: Eukaryota; Fungi; Ascomycota; Dothideomycetes; Pleosporales; Pleosporaceae. Bases 1 to 726 code for a protein of 241 amino acids.
AUGUCUUUUGGCUUCUCGAUAGGGGAUAUUAUCCUCCUUGGCCAAUUAACGUACGAGCUUUAUUCGAGCCUUAGCUCUGGGCGACAGGCGGCAUCGCGAGAUUUGAAAGAGCUUGAGGAAGUGCUGUUUAGUCUAAAAUGCGCCCUAGACCACCUUAAAGAGGCCUCCAGCGAUGUACUCGCAAGACCAGGCGUUCAACAUGGAGGAUCAGGGCUCAAAGAGAAGCUGGAUGUUAUGAUCGGAUCAUGCGCUUCAACACUGCAAGAGCUGGAUAAGGUGACGAAGAAGCACCGUGACGUCGAGAUACAUGCAAACAAGGGAAAGACAAAGUUGCGCACGCUGGAUGACGUCAAGAGGAGUAUUCAUGUCAACUGGCAGAGAGUGCGAUGGGACCGCGAGAAGCUGUCGUUACAGCAGUAUCGGGAAAAAUUGAAGUCGCAUACUGAUGCGAUAAAUUUGAUGUUGACCUCGAUAAUCUGGGCAAAUACUGCGUUCGCGAACGCUGAUAGCAAAAAGAACCACGAUGUAACGCACUUGUUGUUAGACAACGUAUUGCGCAAUCCAGUUGCAGAUCCUGAAAUCCGAAGCAUGGUAGAGGAGAUGCACGCCGUGCUUACCAAAUCGCCUGCCAGGGCGCAGCAAGAUCAUAUGGAAGCGAUAGGGCGUACUGGAUCGUCUCCUAACGAGGUCGAUGGUCACGGUGCAGAGCACAGAACCACCUCAUGA